AUGGAAGCAUGCGUUGGAAGCACAUGGGGCGCCAUCGCUGUCAACGUGCAAAAUGCACCGAGUUGCGUAAAAGGCUGCCGAGACAGCCUCCGACGGCUACUUGCACCCGAUGAAGAUACGUAUGUGGUCUUUUGCAGGGCACUCGUGCAACUCGACCAGCCUCAAAUGUAUGAUAUGCUACUGGGGUUGUACUGCUGCGAUGCGCAACUAUGCGGCGUCGAUAAUAUUGCACUGCCCGGCUUUGACCCAAAUGUCGACCAUUUAAUCAACGUGUGCGCAAGCCUAGGUUUUGGACCAAUCAAGGAUCCUGGGCCACCACCUGCGACGCAUAUUUGUACCAAUACACUUCUGCCCAGCAGUGAUAUAUCCUGUUCAAGGACGGUGAUAUUUCCAACAAUUGUUUAUCCUACAAGUUACCAGACGACUCCAGUUCCUACCAAAGCCUCGACGACUACAGAGAACACGGCUUCUACGACCACGGAUAGCACAGCUUCGACGACCACAACGAGCACAGCUUCGACAAGUCAGCAGAGCACAUCUUCAACGACAGAAUCAACGCCAUCUUCGACGACUAUGCAGAGCACUACUGGGACCACAGACUGGUCGAGUAGCACUACAGUUAUAAGCACUACCAUGUCGAGCACCACUGGAAACGAAGCUGUACCGCCCACGAUAACAUCCAUAGUAGAUCCGCAGCUAUCGAAUAACAUCUCCGGUGCUUCCAAAGACGAUGCAUCGGGCGGACUAUCUACAGUAGCAAAGAUUGUUAUCGCAGCAGCCGUCAGCGGUGCGAUACUGGUCGCAAUCAUUGCUGUCCUGUGGCACUGUCGGUAUCGCAGAAAGAACAGAGAACCAGAACCGACAGAGAACUAUCAACCGAGCCCGAUCUUGGGGCCGCCCAUCACUCCCUCUUCUCCGGUUAUGGCCCCAUCGCCCUCCUAUGUAGGGCGUGAUGGGGCACCACUUACACCACCUCCGAGACUCCAAGAGAGACGCCUUCUGCCUUCAUCAUCAUCGGAGCAGCUCGUUGAGAGAGGCGGUUCGCGUCUACGACAAGGUUUUCACCUCCCCACUGGGUCAAGAGCAAACCUUAAUUCGCCAUAUGGCUCAGCCGUUAGUCCAGCGUUCGCCAUGUCUGCGGUCGUCACUGGGGAGCGUCAACCCUCGGCGCCACAGUCAGCGAAUCGAGUUGGAACCCCCCACGGGAGCCCAACCCGGAGCCAAUUUGCUAGGAUUUCGUACACAUCGUCACUGGCCGACCCUGGGCCGCCCCCCGAUAGGGAGCUUCCGACCACACCGGCCCGAAUGGCAACGGCGCACUCCAGGAGUCGGUCGCGCCCGGACGUGUCACCCAACGCAAUCGGCGUGGCACUGGCAUUUCCGCCAAAGGAGGAUGACCUGUCCGCUCAAGCUAGUAAUGAGAGUGGGCAGAGCUCAGAAUCCAAGAUUAUGACGGGACCUAUGCGCGGCAGCUGGGGAGAGAACAGGGUAGUGUCAGGGAGUGUAGAAGCGCCGGCGCAAUUGGCGCCUCGGAAGCAGACAACGCGGCGUACGAGCCGCAGCCCUAUCCUCGAAGAACAGGAGUUGGCGAGAAUGGCAGGAUCCUACUGA
This is a messenger RNA of Beauveria bassiana ARSEF 2860, 1611 nucleotides long. RefSeq lists its product as uncharacterized. Bases 1 to 1611 code for a protein of 536 amino acids. The transcript has 3 exons. NCBI's taxonomy places the organism in Eukaryota, Fungi, Ascomycota, Sordariomycetes, Hypocreales, Cordycipitaceae. The record is from RefSeq and is a predicted model, not a curated record.